Molecule: messenger RNA, 3517 nt
Organism: Symbiodinium necroappetens
Lineage: Eukaryota; Dinophyceae; Suessiales; Symbiodiniaceae
Source: the annotation of a GenBank genome assembly
GUGAUUGGUUCGACUGUGAAUCCUGAAGGGGAUUGGCCCACUGAAACCGAGGUCCGAGCUCUGCAGCCUCAGCAAGAUGAUGUGAUGAAUGUGGUGUUGAAGGGUAUGGCUCAGUUGCAGGAUGUAGUGACGGAGCUUUCAGCAUCUCCGAAGCAGGGUGAAAGGCCAGAGGCUAUCAAACCCGGGGUCACCAAUCUCCCUGAAUUACCCCUUCCAGGCCCUGAGAGUUGCUUAUUGUUUUCGGAUUGGAUUCAUAACUCGCGGCCUCCUCUGUCGGAUGUCUCGGAUACCAGUGAGGAGUUGUGGGAGGGAAUUCUUUCGGAAGCGGGAGUGUGGUACAGCAACUAUCUGAAGUUGGACCCGCUGAGCAGGUUGGUGGUGUCUCAGAGCGGGAACUUGGACUUCGACAUAUUCAAGAUCCACCAAGUUGCACAGGGUCAUCCCGAUAUUUCUUUCAGGGUGAACCUGGUGCGCCACAACUUGCAGGACCAAGAGCGCCCUCAGUCCGUGCCAAGCCCUCCUCCACAGGCCAAGGUGAAGGGAGUUGAGGCUCAGGUAGCGACGGCACAGGUUUCCCCUCCUCCUCCGCCAGCGCAGCAGGACUCGCAGCAGCAGAUAAAGUCAAUGCUUGCAGAUGCAGCGAUGAUCCUUCAGCAAGCAAUGCCUCCUAGGACCCAGGGGUCAGGUGAUCAGGUAGGGCAGGCAGCUAACAACCAGGUUGCCAGCACCGCUAAUGUUGCGCCCGGAGAGGUUACUCCAGGAACGCCAGUUACUCUAGCAUCACUGAGUGCCCAGUUGGAUUCGUUGAGAUCUAUGACAAGGGACUACGAGGCAAGGAUGAUGAGGUUUGAUGAGGUGCAUUGCAGUGUGUCCGCGGUGGCACUUUUGGAUAGCGGUGCCACUCACCCGGUUGUGCCUUUCGCAAAGGGUAUGUCGGGAUUGCAGCGUGUUCCGGUGACCCUCGCCGGUGAUUCCAAAGAAGAAUGGUACCGCACUAGGGGUGGCACGCUUGUCGUUCCUCCUGCGGGCCCUACUUCUUCCAUUAAGCCGCAGACGAUCAUACCGCUAGGAGCUCUUGUUGAGAACUUGGGUUGCUCAGUGAGUUGGAGCAAGAGAGGCGGUUUGAAGGAGGACCAGGCUCUGUCUCUCAUCUCCCAACUAGAGGAUAAGCGUCUUAACGAGUUCAAGGAUCAGGUCGAGGAACUCGAGGUUCAGAUGGAGUCAAUGAGAUUGAGGCUAGCAGAGAGCUUGGUUGGGUUGGAUGAUGAGUCGGGGAAGAAUAUGCUGAAGCAGCUGCCGGUGAAUCGGGCUCACCGUAGUGAAAACCCGUUAAAGGCUUGGUGUGAGGCUCGUGAUAUGCAGUUGCUUGAAGUUGAUCUCCUAGCCAAGGGAGGUGCACUGGAAGGUCGCUAUGUUGGACCCAGUUGUGAAGAACUUGAAAAGGUGAUAGCGAGUGUACAGCCCGAGCCUGAGGCUACCCCUGCAGCGUCCCCGAAACGUCAGUUCACCCAGAGGGAGGUCGAGGGCGCAGGCAUAGGUAUCCAGCACCGGCGCGUCGCCUAUCCCCAGUCGUUUGCACUUUCGAUUGACCUCUUCGGACCAGUACCGAAGCAUGAGCAUGGAGCACACUUCAGCACUCAAGGGCAGCUUCCAGAGAAGCAGGAGGAGUUUGAAUCUGGAAUUGGGCCGGAGUUUGUUGAGGACUUUGGAGAGUACGAACCUUCAGACCCGGGUGAGCCUUUGAAUGAUGAGCUUCGAGGCCUUCCGGCUUUGGAUAAAGAGGAGCCUUUCGUUGAUGUCCUGGAGGGUUUGCAAAAGAUGGUCUUAGACAUCAAUAAAAGGCUGCAUCAUUGCCGAUACACUGGUGGCCAUUGGCGGCUAGAUGGGCGGCACAGGCUCGCAAUAGAUCCAUUGAAGGAUGCUGAUCGUCAAAUUCUCGGAAGAUGGGUAAAGUACCGGUAUGCGGCACCGCGCUCCUCCAUUCCAGAGGGUCACGUGUUGAUAACUGCGGUUGAUGAUGUUAUAGAAGAGGAGAUUCCUGAAGAAUCAGGAGGAGUACCCCAGAGGAGGCUGAGGGAGAAGACUGCGGUCAGGUUUAUUGAAGUCGCCAUUGAAGCCUCUGCCGAGUCAUAUGCCAAGGAGUGUAUUGUAGGCUGUGAAUACACGCAUGCCGCAUUCCACCGUCUAAUGGAUUUGUUGCUGACUGAGGAAGGUGUCACGAAGCUCACUUACCGGAGACCGCACACUGCUCAGAAGCAGUCGGAGUGGGUGUUGGUUGGUUAUACCCCUCUAGGUUUCCGUAUACCAGAGGUUCUCCAUGGGUCACCUAGGGUUGCUAUGCUUGAGUUCGAUGAUGAGCAUGAAAAUUCAGAGGACACCCAGUGUGUGAACGGGGACGGAGGAGUGCAUUGUGAGCUUGGGCGCCUGAGCUUUCUCGGUGUUGAUGAUCCUGAAGAUCUUCAGUACCUUUACGAGGAGGACCUCAUCGAGAUGGGAAUGCCGAGGCCAGAUAACCCGAAUGUAAGUGGCCUCCAGACAGGUGAGGAGGAGUGCGUUGACCACGGGUUCUGGGAGGAUGAGUGGGUUUAUUCAGUUGAAGAGUUAGGCGCAGAAGGUCAGGUCACAGGUGCAUUGCCGAGCACAGGUGCAGAAGGUCAGGUCACAGGUGCAUUGCCGAGCACUGGUGCAGAAGGCAGUAGUGUGAAAAGGGUCGAUGAAAGUUUCUACACUCCGGAGGUUGAGCGCAUCCUGAAGGUCGAGGCACUUGAGCAGAUGUGUGCUAUCACUCGCCUUGUUGGGCGAGCAGCGGAGGAGGAGGCAAAGGUUCCAGGUCAGGAGAUCUUGACGUCUACGCCAGCGGGAUACCUGCAGACGUUUUGCGUGCACGUGGAGACUAUAGGGACUGACGAGUCCGGCUUUGCGUUGUGUCAGAGAGCCUACAUUGAGGAAUUGGCAAGAAGCUAUGAGUUGACUGCAAAAGGUUACCCGCAGAGCUCAACGCAUUACCGGGGAGGUGCCUCCCUGGUCUUCAAGAUUGGAAUAAGACUUAUUGAGUUCUUGAUUUCGACCGUUGAUCAGAUGUUAUCUUUGACUCCCGCAAGUGAUGUUUUGCCUGGUAUCAACGCGUAUUCAGACGCAUCGUUUGCUCCCUUCGGGGGGAAGUCGGUUUCUGGCAUAUUGCUUCAGUUCAGAGGAAAAAAUGUGCUCUGGAAGGGGCAAAGGCAAACGAUAGUGUGUUUAUCCACGGCAGAAGCAGAGCUGGUAGCGGCGACAGAGGCCACUGUGCUGAGCCAAAGCCUUGCAGCCUUGAUUGGAGAGUUUGAUAUCUGCUUGGGAGUUGGAAAGUAUUGUCUCCGACUGUGCUUUGGAGAACAGCACCGUGUGAGGACUGAAGCAUUACCACCACCUCCACCUCCAUUGGACUACCAGCCUGAGAACCGAGUAACAACCGUCCGUGAAGUUACUCCUGCGCCACCAACCUCGGUGGUUGAUGACCACAUUAUCCGACCUGGAAUUG